GUAACCGUAGAACAGAGCACUUUAGCACCGUACAGGUAACACUGCGCGGUUACCACGCUACCAGCCUCCGCCUCCCCAAUUCCAACGUCCCGUCCCGUGCUUCCCGAUUCCAAACCCCGAUUGAUCCUCAAGGCCUCUCGUUGCCUCCGCCGCUGCAUCGCCUCUCGUUGCCUCCGCCGCUUACACUUCCUCCUGCGCUGCCCGCCUCCGCUCCUGCUGUUGUGCCGGUUGUUAUUGUUGACGAAUUAGCUAGCUAGGGUUUGUGAUUUCGCGCCGAUCGGUUGGGGAGUUCGGGUGGAAGGCAUGGAUCUCUCGCGGCCCGAAUCCUCGGACCUGUCGCUCGGCCUCCACUCUCACGGUUUCUCGCACGCCCACGCCCGCGUGCACGCGGUCGCCGCGCCUCUGCCGCUGUUCGAUGAGACGUCCUCCUGCUCGUCCUCGUCCGCAGCGCUCCGCCCCGCGAAGCGGCAGGCGACGGGUGAGUUCGGCGGCGCGGAUCUGGAGGCCCGCCGCGCCGCGGUCCGCUCCUGGGGCAAUCAGUCGCUGGCGGAGGCCGACGCGGACGUGCACGCGCUGAUGGAGCGCGAGCUGGACCGCCAGGUGCGGGGUAUCGAGCUCAUAGCGUCGGAGAAUUUCGUCUGCCGCGCGGUGCUCGACGCGCUCGGCAGCCACCUCACCAAUAAGUACUCCGAGGGGCUCCCGGGUGCUCGCUACUACGGCGGGAACCAGCACAUCGACGCCAUCGAGCGGCUCUGCCACGAGCGCGCCCUCGCUGCCUUCGGUCUCGACCCCGCCCGCUGGGGCGUCAACGUCCAGCCGUACUCCUGCACAUCCGCCAAUUUUGCUGUCUACACAGGGCUCCUUCAACCCAAAGACCGCAUCAUGGGGCUGGAGCCGCCGUCCGGUGGUCAUGUUAGCCACGGGUACUAUACGCCGAGUGGUAAGAAGGUGUCAGGCGCCUCUAUUUUCUUCGAGAGCUUGUCAUACAAGGUGAAUCCACAGACUGGGUAUAUUGAUUAUGACAAGCUUGAGGAGCGCGCGAUGGAUUUCCACCCCAAAAUUCUCAUCUGUGGUGGAAGCUCGUACCCCAGGGAGUGGGACUUCGUUCGAAUGAGGUUGAUUGCUGAUAAAUGCGGUGCAGUGCUUAUGUGCGACAUGGCACAUAUCAGUGGGCUUGUCGCAGCAAAGGAAUGUCGUAGUCCCUUCUACAACUGUGAUGUUGUUACGUCAACUACUCAUAAGAAUCUAAGGGGUCCUAGAGGUGGUAUAAUAUUUUUCAGGAAAGGGAAAAAUUUAAGGAGACGAGCUGGAUCUCUCUCUCAAGGGGAUGAAAAUGAUUACGACUUUGAGGAUAGGAUAAAUUUUGCUGUUUUCCCUUCAAUGCAAGGAGGGCCCCAUAAUAAUCAUAUUGCUGCCUUGGCAAUAACUCUGAAGCAGGUAGCAACUCCUGAAUAUAAAGCGUACAUUCAACAAGUCAAGAAAAAUGCUCAGGCUUUGGCAUCAGCCUUGCUCAGAAGAAAAUGCAGAUUGGUUACUGGUGGCACAGAUAAUCACUUGGUACUUUGGGACCUCAGAACUCUUGGCUUGACAGGCAAGAUCUUCGAAAAGGUCUGUGAGGCAUGCCACAUAUCUAUCAACAAAAUACCAAUUUACGGAGAUAAUGGCUCAAUAUCCCCUGGGGGUGUCCGGAUUGGAACACCUGCAAUGACUACCAGAGGUUGCUUGGAGGAUGACUUUGAGGUGAUCGCAGACUUCCUCAUCAGGGCGACACAGAUUGCUAGCAAUGCUCUGAAAGAACAUGGGAAGCUGCAAAAGGAAUUCCGAAGAGGCCUACAGAACAAUAAGGAUAUUAUAGAACUCGGUAAUCAGGUUGAGGCAUUUGCAUCACAGUUUGCGAUGCCAGGUUUUGAUGCUUGAAUGUGCAUAUAUAUCAUAGUUGGGAUUGUCCAAAUUUAUCAGCAACAUUGCCCUGCUGAUUAGACAACACUAUGGACUAUAUCUUUCAACUGCAGAAGAUUAGGAGAGAAUUUUUUUUUUAUUUGGUAAUUGGUCUUGGGACUUUAUUCAAGCAAAUAUGUACAGUUUACUGCCCAAGUUGCGAAUUAUGCAUGGAGUGAACCUUGGUAUGACGAAUUAUUAUAGGAGAUAUUUUCUUCUUGUCA
Molecule: messenger RNA, 2162 nt
Organism: Phragmites australis (common reed)
Lineage: Eukaryota; Viridiplantae; Streptophyta; Magnoliopsida; Poales; Poaceae
Product: serine hydroxymethyltransferase 7-like
Exons: 4
Coding region: 304-1917 (537 amino acids)
Biological process (GO): L-serine catabolic process; folic acid metabolic process; tetrahydrofolate interconversion
Cellular component (GO): cytoplasm
Molecular function (GO): zinc ion binding; cobalt ion binding; serine binding
Source: RefSeq, a predicted model, not a curated record